Miscanthus lutarioriparius is the source of this 783-nucleotide messenger RNA. Lineage: Eukaryota; Viridiplantae; Streptophyta; Magnoliopsida; Poales; Poaceae. The record is from the annotation of a GenBank genome assembly.
AUGGCAGUCGCAAACGCCGAGAACACGUCGCUGCUCCCGCUCGACGGCCGUGUCGCGCUCGUCACUGGCGGCUCCCGCGGCAUCGGCCGCGAGGUGUCCUCCCACCUCGCCGCCCUCGGCGCGCGCGUCGUGAUCAACUAUGCAUCUAAUUCCGCUAGAGCAGACGAGCUCGUUGCGGAGCUCGCCUUCCGCGGUUACCAGUCCGUGGCCGUCCGCGUCGACGUGUCGGACCCGGACGCUGUGCACGCACUCUUCGACCACGCCGAGGAGCCGUUCGGGUCCCCGCCGCAUAUGGUGGUCUGCUGUGCAGGCGUCCUCAAUGGCAAGUACCCAGCGCUCGCGGACACCGCCGUCGAGGACUUCAACGCCAUGUUCGCGGUGAACGUGCGCGGGACGUUUCUCGUGUGCCGCGAGGCGGCGAACCGAAUCCGAGCCAACAGCGGCGGCCGCAUCGUGACGUUCUCGUCGUCCAUUGUGGGCACGCUCCUGCCGGGAUGCGCGGCAUACACAGCGACUAACGCCGCCGUGGAGGCGAUGACGAAGAUCCUAGCCAAGGAGGUGGCGGCGAAGGGGGUGACCGCGAACGUGGUCGCGCCAGGGCCCGUGCGCACCGAGCUAUUCUUGGCCGGGAUGGACGAGGCACUCCUGCGGAGGGUGGAGCAGCACUCCAUGGGGCGCAUCGCCGAGACGACAGACGUGGCGCCGGUGGUGGCGUUCCUGGCCAGCAACGCCGUGGCUUGGGUGAACGGGCAGGUCAUCAGGGUCAACGGCGGUUUCGUCUAA